Messenger RNA from Micropterus dolomieu (smallmouth bass), 1647 nucleotides. RefSeq lists its product as uncharacterized. The record is from RefSeq and is a predicted model, not a curated record. Bases 1 to 1647 code for a protein of 548 amino acids. NCBI's taxonomy places the organism in Eukaryota, Metazoa, Chordata, Actinopteri, Centrarchiformes, Centrarchidae. Gene Ontology annotation, molecular function: GTP binding. The transcript has 2 exons.
AUGAUGAGACUGGGUGAUGACAUUUGGCAGCAGUUAUCACAGCUUUCCUGCAGCUCAGAGGGAGGGAACACAUCAUCCAAAUAUGAAGACUUCAUUUCCCAAAGUGUUCUGAUCCAAUCAGGACCUCCUGCUGUCUACCAGCUGAGACCAAAGAAAGAGAACAUUGGAUCUCUAAGAAGAAUGACUCUUGGGGAAAGAAAUGUGAACAAGAUAAACAAAACCAUCUUGCUUGUGGGUGAAACAGGAACAGGAAAAUCUACUCUGGUCAACGCUCUGGUCAACUACGCCAUGGGAGUGAAGUGGGAGGAUGAUGUCUGGUUUAAGUUCGUAGAGGACGAGAAGGAGAGACUAGAACAAGAGAGUCAGACAUCAGAUGUGAUGGUGUACCAGGUCUUUGGUUUUGAAGGUGAAACUCUGCCCUACUCUCUGACCAUCAUCGAUACUCCUGGAUACGGAAGCACCAGAGGGACUGAACAUGAUGACACAGUCAGUCAGGGAUUAUUAGGCUGGUUCAGCUCUGGAGAAGUUCAUGAGAUUAAUGCAGUGGGUCUGGUGCUGAAAGCAAAUGUAUAUCACCUGAGUGACCGAAUGAGGUACGUCUUUGAUUCAGUGGCGUCUCUGUUUGGAAAAGACAUGGAGAAGAACAUUGUUGCUCUCAUCACACACUCAAAUGGUCUGACACCUGUAAAUGCUUUGAAAGCUCUUGAUGCUGCAAAAGUGAAAUGUGCCAGAAAUGAAAAGAAUCAGCCUGUUUACUUCCUGUUUGAUAACUGCCAGAACACAGAGAGAACACAGGGAAACAAGUCUGUUUUUGAGACUGCAUGGGAAACAUCAAUGAGAGGAAUGAAUGAAUUUACAUACUUUCUAGAAAAAUCUGGGCCUCAAAAUCUGAUGACAACUAUUGAAGUGUUGAAGACACGAAUCAGACUGACAGCCUGCAUCCAAAACCUGAAAGAGAGAGUUGAGUUCACUGAACAGAAACAGAGAGAAAACCAACAGACUCAGGAAGCUCUGAAGAAACAUGAAGAAGAGAUGAAGAGAAAUGAAGAAUUCACUAUAGAAGUUGAUGAGAUCUACAAAGUUAAAGAAAGAAUUGAAGGUGGAAUGCGGGGGUUGUUUUUUUAUGAAGCAGCUGUCUGCUGUACAGUCUGUGAGGAGAACUGUCACUAUCCUGGAUGCACAAAGGCCUGGAGUCCAGGAUACUGUCAGAUCAUGAAAGAUGGCCGCUGCACUUCAUGUACCAGGAAGUGUCCUGUAUCAGAUCAUGUGAAAGAAAACUGGAUCUAUGUGACCAAGACAAGGAAAGUUCAGAAGACCCUGCAAGAUGUGAAGGAGAAGUAUGAAAGAGGUAAAGCAGGCUGUGAGGAGACAACAAGCCUUUUGGAAACUUUAGAAAAGCAAAUGGAAAAACUUCAGAAAGAAAAAGAUCAGAUGUUGGAAAAGUCCUUCGAGCUUGUUGUCAGACUGGAUCAGAUCGCCCUGAAUGUUGAUUCACUGUCCACUCAAGUCCACUUGGACUUCCUGAUUGAGAACAUGAAGGAGAAAGGAGACGCAGAGAAGGUCCAGAAACUGGAGGAGAUGAAGAGUCGAGAGGAUAAAGGAGUCCCGCGAGCAAUGCGGUUCAAACUAGCAGCAGCUAAAAAUUGA